UUCUUUCAGUCAGAGAAAUCACACAAACCCAACCACAAAACCUACACCACCGCCACAAGGAGGGGCAUACUGCCGCCGUCCGUCGCACUCAAAGUUCGCCAUCCGUCAUCUAGCUUCCCUCGUGCUCCAAGUCUCCAACCCCUGUUCGCUGUCACCGAUCGCGGUUGCUUCCUCGAGCUCGGCGUCCAUCGUCUUUGUCUGCUCAGCUGCGCUUCCGUCGCCGUUUGUUUGCUGUUCACGUUCGCGUCUUCGUUCGCGUUCUUCACCGUUCGCGUUCACUUGUUGUUCACCGUUCGAGUUCGCGUUCGUCUGGAAGCCACGUUGCUCUGCUUCAAACUCUGCGACCAAGCCGCGUGCUCCACUCAGCCGUCGAACUGCUCUCUGUUGUCCCCGCCGUGAGUUCCCUAAACCCGCCACCAGACAAUACACUCACACAACAGACAACACCAAUACUCUUCUUCAAACUCUGCAACUUCUGAUUUCUACUACAAUAAACAUUGUAAUUAACACUAACAUCUGAAGAACAUAAUCCGUAAAAUAGCAAAAGGAAGAAGAGAAGAGAUUUGGAGUGCAGUAGACUAGCGGUAAAAGAGGCUGAAGGGAGAAGCAUAAACCCCAAACCCUAAGAGCGAGCGUGAAUCGGAAGAAAGGAUGACGGUGCAUUCGAUAGUGAUACAGAAGCUGCUGAGCACGAAUGCACAAAUGGGGCGGAGAGUGGCGGCGCAUCACCUGAAGGAGUACACUUAUGGCAUGAGGAACAAGAUGGCAAUCAUAGAUUCGGACAAAACCCUGAUAUGCAUGAGGAGCGCCCUGAACUUCAUGGGGUCCCUUGCAAGCCGCAACGGUCGGUUCAUGUUCAUCAACACCAACCCUCUCUUCGACGACAUCUUCCACCUUAUGACCACCCGUGUCGGCUCCUACUCCCCCUCCACCAACUCCCUCUGGCGCACCGGCGGCUUCCUCACCAACAGCUACAGCCCCAAGAAGUUCCGCUCUCGCAACAAGAAGCUUGUGUUCGGCCCCACCCAGCCCCCCGACUGCAUCUUCAUCCUCGACACCGACUCCAAGUCCUCCGUCAUCAACGAGGCUCACAAUCUUCACAUCCCCGUCGUCGCCAUUGUCGACUCCUCCAUGCCCCUCCAUUCAUUCUCCCGUGUCGCUUAUCCCGUUCCCGCCAAUCCUUCUGUCCAGUUUGUCUACUUGUUCUGCAACCUCCUCACCAAGACCCUCCUUCUUGAGAAAGAGAAGGGCAAGCUCAAAGAAGCAGCACCUCUCCAAAUUCAAGCAGGUGAGGCUGCGAAGAUCGAUUUGCCAAACCUCGACGUAACUGUCUUCCCCUACGCCACUUUACCUCCCUUGUCUCAAGAUAUGGAAGAAACUAAGAAGCUUUUGGACAAACUUGUUGUUUUGAAGUUCGAUGCUGCCUCACCAAGAGAUAUGGGUUUGGAAGGCCCCAAAUCUGCAGUUGGUAUUUGCAAUGGACUUACAUUUCUGGAUUUAAUAAUUAACCAGAUUCAGACCCUAUACUCCAAGUAUGGAUGCAAGGUUCCAUUGCUUCUUUUGAGCAAAGAUGACACCCAUGACAAUACUCUAAAGGUGUUGGAAAAGUAUCAGGGAUCAACUGUUGAUGUACAGAGGAUUAAGCAGGGUGAAGGUGAAGGUGAAGGUCUAGAAUUGGAAUCAUUAGCCGGACAUUACAGCAAGGAGGAAGUAGGACAUCCUUUUUAUAACGGUGAUAUAUUUCGUUCUCUGAUGACUAGUGGAACCCUUGAUUUUUUACUGUCACAGGGUAAGGAGUAUAUCCUUUUGAUCAACAAGGAUAAUGUGGCGACUGUCAUUGAUCCAAAUAUACUAAAUCAUUUGGUGACAAAUGAUAUUGAGUGUUGCAUGGAGGUGACACCAAGCAAUUCAUUUCAUUUAAUUUCAACUCCAAUGAAUUUCAAGCUUUGGGAAAUUGCUCAGAACCAAACCAAACAUGAAAAUUUCAAACUAAUAGAUACAACAAACACGUGGGUGAGUUUAAGUGCCAUUAAGAGGCUUGUUGACUCGCAUAAACUGAAGCAAAAGAAGUCCUCAGUUUUGAAGGCUUCUUUGUUUGGAUGCCAGUUCUUCGAUAAAUUGAUUGGUGUCAGUGUACCUGAACCACGUUUUCUUCCCCUGGAUGCAACGUCAGAUUUACUUCUGCUACAGUCAGAUCUUUACACAUGUAAAGAAGGUGUCUUAACUCGUAAUCCAGCUAGGACUAACCCUUUAAAUCCUGUGAUAGAUCUGGGACCUGAAUUUCAAAAGGUUGGUGACUUUCAAAGUCGCUUCAAAUCCAUUCCAAGCAUCGUUGGUUUAGAUAGUUUGACCGUGAGAGGCAAUGUGUGGUUUGGAGCUAAUAUUACUUUCAAGGGGCAAGUGGCUAUUACUGCAAAACCUGGCUUGAGACUGGAAAUUCCUGAUGGGGUGGUGAUUGAGAAUAAGGAGGUCAAUGGCCCUGCAGCCAUUCAAGAAUGAAUGGUUUAUCAAAGCUACUAGGUUUUGUUUUGAGUGAAUACAAGACUAUAGAAGCUUUUAUUUGAACCUUGCUAGCUUUUCUGUUUCCUGGGAACUAAGAUUCAGAAGCAAAUGAGCUUGCAUUUCUCCUUUUGAGCAUCGCAGCAGUGAUGAAAUAACGCUAAUUGGUUUGUAUCCUGUAAUUUUUGGGACAAGUCUUGAUCUCAGUCGAAACAAGGAAUAAUAGGUAUAUCAUCAAUUUUUCUGGUCUUUUUGUCUUGAAGACGAUUAAAAUCAUACCGAUAUUCCAUUUUA
Messenger RNA from Arachis stenosperma, 2793 nucleotides. RefSeq names its product UTP--glucose-1-phosphate uridylyltransferase-like. The transcript has 19 exons. The record is from RefSeq and is a predicted model, not a curated record. Gene Ontology annotation, cellular component: ribosome; cytoplasm. Gene Ontology annotation, biological process: translation; glycogen metabolic process; UDP-alpha-D-glucose metabolic process. The coding region runs from base 652 to 2499 and encodes 615 amino acids. Gene Ontology annotation, molecular function: structural constituent of ribosome; UTP:glucose-1-phosphate uridylyltransferase activity. Lineage: Eukaryota; Viridiplantae; Streptophyta; Magnoliopsida; Fabales; Fabaceae.